This is a messenger RNA of Aptenodytes forsteri (emperor penguin), 1389 nucleotides long. RefSeq names its product RING finger protein 113A. NCBI's taxonomy places the organism in Eukaryota, Metazoa, Chordata, Aves, Sphenisciformes, Spheniscidae. Gene Ontology annotation, cellular component: U2-type spliceosomal complex. The coding region runs from base 1 to 999 and encodes 332 amino acids. Gene Ontology annotation, molecular function: metal ion binding. Gene Ontology annotation, biological process: snoRNA splicing. The transcript is spliced from 11 exons. The record is from RefSeq and is a predicted model, not a curated record.
AUGUCCGUGUGGUGGAGCGGCCCGCGGGAGGGGGGAAGCUGCCAGCAGAGCCUGUACUUGGGCUGGGGUCCUGCCCCCGGGCGCACCCUUACCCCUGGGCUUUACCUCUCAGAGAGCAGCGGUGAAGAGGGCAGCACGGUGGUGCGGAAGGAGCGGCGGCGGGAGACCCCCAACCCCAUGAUCCAGAAGACCAGGAGAUGCAUGAAGGAGAGGCCCGCGUAUGCGCUGAGCAGCAGUGACGAUGAGGAUCCAUCAAAGGAGAUCGGAGUCACUUACAAAUCGACAAGGUCGGCGAAACCUGUUGGCCCAGAAGACAUGGGAGCCACAGCAGUGUAUGAACUAGACACAGAAAAGGAGAAAGAUGCCCAGGCCAUCUUCGAGCGCAGCCAGAAAAUCCAGGAGGAGCUGAGAGGAAAGGAAGAUGAUAAAAUUUACCGUGGUAUUAACAACUACCAGAAGUAUGUGAAGCCCAAGGACACAUCGAUGGGAAAUGCCUCUUCAGGAAUGGUCAGAAAAGGACCCAUCCGUGCUCCGGAGCACUUGCGGGCCACGGUGCGAUGGGACUACCAGCCCGACAUCUGCAAGGACUACAAAGAAACUGGGUUCUGCGGCUUUGGAGACAGCUGCAAAUUCCUCCACGACCGCUCGGACUACAAACACGGCUGGCAGAUCGAACGGGAACUGGAUGAAGGCCGGUAUGGAGUCAAUGAUGAGGAAAACUAUGAGGUGAGCAGCGAUGAGGAGGAUAUGCCUUUCAAAUGCUUCAUCUGCAGAAGUUCCUUCAAGAACCCCGUGGUCACCAAGUGUAGGCACUACUUCUGUGAGAAUUGUGCCCUCCAACACUAUCGCAAAUCCCAGCGCUGCUACGUCUGUGACAAGCAAACUAAUGGAGUCUUCAACCCAGCAAAAGAGCUCAUGGCAAAAUUGGAAAAACACAAAGGGGAGGAAGAGGAGGAGGAAGAGCAGCAGCAUUCAGACCAUGGAGAGGAUCCGCAAUAGCAGAGCACCCUGUUUUGUAUCUAGCUGAAUAAAGCUUUCAUGGGAGAAAAAAAAAAAAAGCUCACAGCACUUGCCUUGGGGCCAGCAGCUGUAGCCAGUACUUGUGUAUCCAACCAGCAGCUACUCAAACAGUGUCCUGACCGUGCCGGAUUCCUUGUUUGCUGCUCUGUGAAGGCACAAGACGGAACAGCAAUUUCACACAGUCCUGUCAACAGCAAGAUUGCCAGGAGACACACACAGGCAGAUGGAAACCUCUGAAGCAGAAAGGCACCACCAAGGAAAUGAAAGCAGGAGGCUCUGAUAAGCAGUGUUAUGGAGCAAUGACAGCUGGUGAAACACUGAGCAAUGUGUAAGUGGUUUGCUUUAUUAAAGUCCACUCCAGAUACAGCA